Molecule: messenger RNA, 2295 nt
Organism: Rubroshorea leprosula
Lineage: Eukaryota; Viridiplantae; Streptophyta; Magnoliopsida; Malvales; Dipterocarpaceae
Source: the annotation of a GenBank genome assembly
CUCAAUUUAUAGCCUCUGAUUCUUAGUGGCUCUGCCGAUGACAUUUUGUUAAAAAAUUUGAAGUUAAAGAAAAGAAAUUUUUUUGUACACCUUCGAGUUCCUCCACCAGCAUUCUCAAUUUCGCAUUUCAUUUUUCAAUUAGGCAGGCGCCAAAAAAGAAAAGGAAAGCUCCAGUUCAAUAUCUGAAUUCGGAGAUAAAGAGAAGAUCUGAAGAUGAGUGGGGCGAAACUGUGCGCAUUGCUUUCCGAAUUGGGGUACCAAGGGGCUGACAAAUUAGACCGCGACAGCUUCGAAUGGCCCUUCCAGUAUGAUGACGCCCGCCCUAUCCUCGACUGGAUCUGCUCCUCCCUCCGUCCCUCCAACGUCCUCUCCCUCUCCGACCUCUCCCAGUAUGAGCAGUUUGUACAAGAAGGAAAGCUAUUGGAGGGGGAAGACUUGGACUUCGCUUAUGAUAGCAUUUCUGCCUUCUCUUCAAGAAGAGAUGACCAGGAGGCGGUUUUUGGAGCUGAAGAAGGACUUAAGGACAUUAGGGAUGCAACUCUAGCAUAUAAAGCUGAAGCUUUGGAGCUGCAGAGACAGCUUAGUCAUUUACAGUCCCAAUUUGAUAUGCUGACAGGACAAGCUUCAGCUUUGAUCCAAGGGAGACGUUCACGGGUUGCUGCAACAUCUACUGUCAAUGGACAGCUGUCAACCAUGAAUGACAGCCUGUCAGCUAGAAAUUUGCAGAUGAAUGCAGUUCUUGAACGGAUAGCAUCUACUACACAAGAGCUGGCGAAUUAUCAUUCUGGAGAUGUGGAUGGCAUUUACUUAGCUUACUCUGACUUUCAUCCAUACUUGUUUGGAGAUUCAACUUGUUUAAAGGAGCUAAAUCAAUGGUUUGCUAAGCAACUGGACACGGGUCCUUAUCGGUUAGUUGCUGAGGAGGGAAAAUCUAAAUGUUCAUGGUUGAGCCUUGAUGACAUUUCAAAUAUCUUAGUAAGAGAUUUAGAAAAAUCCCAUCAUCAACGUGUAUCUGAACUACAGCGGCUUCGCUCGAUAUUUGGAACAAGUGAAAGACAAUGGGUAGAAGCCCAGGUUGAGAAUGCCAAGCAGCAAGCAAUUCUUUUGACACUGAAAUCUCAAAUAACAUCUGAUGAAGCUCAUAUUCAUCUUGAUCUUCAUUCUCUCAGGAGAAAGCAUGCUGAAUUAGUGGGAGAACUAUCAAGCCUUUAUCCAAAAGAACAGAAGUUAUUAUCUGAGACAAUUCCUGAUCUUUGCUGGGAACUGGCACAGCUUCAGGAUACAUAUAUUUUGCAAGGUGACUAUGAUUUAAAGGUUAUGCGCCAAGAAUUCUACAUCAGCAGACAAAAAGCAUUCAUUAGUCAUCUAAUCAAUCAUCUUGCAAGGCAUCAGUUCUUAAAAAUAGCUUGCCAAUUGGAAAAGAAGAAUAUGCUUGGAGCAUUUGCAUUGCUUAAAGUUAUCGAGUCAGAGGUUCAGGGGUACCUGUCAGCAACAAAAGGACGAGUGGAUCAGUGCAUGGCUUUAAUCCAAGCUGCAUCAGAUGUACAAGAGCAAGGAGCGGUAGAUGAUCGAGACACAUUUCUGCAUGGUGUCAGAGACCUUUUAAGUAUCCAUUCAAAUGCUCAGGCUGGGCUACCAUCAUAUGUAUCAGUACCUGGCAUUGUCCAGCAAAUAUCAGGACUUCAUUCUGACUUGAAGGCCCUUCAGUCUGAUCUUGAGAACUCACUUUUAGAGGAGAGAAAUAGAUGCAUCAAUGAGCUGUGCACCCUGAUUCAAAGUCUGCAGCAAUUAUUAUUUGCAUCUUCAACAACUGCACAACCAAUACUGACACCUCGGCCUUUAAUGAAAGAACUUGACGAAAUGGAAAAGAUAAAUGCAAAACUCUCUGCUGCAGUGGAAGAGGUUACGCUUGAGCAUUGCAAGAAAAAUGAGGUCGGGCUUCAAAGGCGGGUUUUUGUAUACUUCUUUUCUAAUCCUGAACUCCUGAGGAAUCAAGUUAGGGAAUUAACAGCUCGUGUUAGGGCAUUACAAGUUUCAUGAUACCAUACCAUGUUACUGGAUUUCCCCCGCCUUUUCCAUUCACAGCAUCUCUGUAUGUAUCUAAAGCAACAUUUCUCUGUUGUAAAAAAUCCCAACUUUUAGAGUGUUAUGAUCCCUCACUGCCAAGGCUAUAUGGAAUUGAAACGGUAGGCAAUUUGAAUUGUUCUCUCUUCAUCUAUUGGAACAAUUUAGUGGAAAGUAAGGGAAAUUCAGUACUGUUUUUUUCACCAUUAUACUGAUAACUCCAAGGUUUUA